Contarinia nasturtii (swede midge) is the source of this 501-nucleotide messenger RNA. Its product is annotated as E3 ubiquitin-protein ligase MARCH2-like. The coding region runs from base 16 to 501 and encodes 161 amino acids. The record is from RefSeq and is a predicted model, not a curated record. Gene Ontology annotation, molecular function: zinc ion binding. The transcript has 5 exons. Lineage: Eukaryota; Metazoa; Arthropoda; Insecta; Diptera; Cecidomyiidae.
UUUUUUUUUAUUUGAAUGACAAAUGAAUCUUUCGAUAUCAUAUUUCGUGUGGCCGAAGUCAGCUUUGCGCUAUGGUUCAAUGGAUGUCUCUGGAAUUGUUGUUCUCCCGAGCAGCUAUGGAUAUUGAAUCCGCGAUUACUUACUCGACAGAUUCAAACACUUCCAAUAUCAUCGGACGAAAAGCAAGAAGCAUCAGCUGAAGAAGGACAUUUCUUCUUAAAAUCUAAGGAUUGUUGGAUCUGUUAUGAUUCAGACAAACUUGAACCACUCAUUCAACCUUGCAAAUGUACUGGUGAUGUGAGCUCUGUUCAUCACGAUUGCUUGCGUAAGUGGUUAGCUGAAAGUUACAGCAAAUCAUCAGAAAAUAUCAUGAAGUGUAAAAUUUGUAACCAGCCGUAUGAAAUCCAGAGAAGUAAAAGGUACUAUUUUAAUAAAAUAAAUGAAUAUUCAUUAACCAUAAUUUGUUUUAUUUUGUUAAAAAGUCUAUACGCUAAUAAAUAA